Messenger RNA from Vollenhovia emeryi, 2336 nucleotides. RefSeq names its product eukaryotic translation initiation factor 3 subunit J (gene eIF3j). The coding region runs from base 187 to 909 and encodes 240 amino acids. The transcript is spliced from 6 exons. The record is from RefSeq and is a predicted model, not a curated record. Gene Ontology annotation, cellular component: cytoplasm; eukaryotic translation initiation factor 3 complex. NCBI's taxonomy places the organism in Eukaryota, Metazoa, Arthropoda, Insecta, Hymenoptera, Formicidae. Gene Ontology annotation, molecular function: translation initiation factor activity.
CUCGAUCGGUCGCCGCGCAUGCGCAGCCGGUCCCGCGAACUCGAGUGAUCGGAUCACGCUGGCACGCUGCUUCCUUCGUGCAGUAUGGCCCGCUCGAUUCCGGUUGUGCUCGUUGUUACCACGUUUGUGCGGCAGACUCUCCGUUCACCCGCAGGCACGACGCACGGCGAAUAAUCACCGGCAGCCAUGGACGAGGAAUGGGAUGUGGACAACGUCGAGGCGAAAUUCGACCUCGCGAUGAGAUCGAACAAGUGGGAGGGCGAGGACGAAGAGGAGGAGGUCAAGGACAGCUGGGAAGAUGUGGAAGAGGAGAAGAGGGACGUGGAGAAACCAGGCCCUCUCGCGGAGGCCCCGAAGGCAAAGCCGAAACCCAAAAAGGCACUAGCCGAGAGAAUCGAGGAGCGUGAGAAGAAGGCGAGGGAGGAAGCCGAGAUGAAGGCGAAGGAAAAGGAGGAGGCGCUCACGCCGGAAGAGAGGCGGACCGAAUUGCUGAGGCGCCAGAGGUUGCAAGAGGAGGCGGACUUGCGGCUGGCGAUGGAAACUUUUGGUGAGACAGAGGAAUCGCCGAAGGAGUCCCUCGACGCUGCGGUACCCGACACGAAAGAGGAAUUUGAGCAAUUUGGUGCAGCGCUCUCGCAAAAAAUUAAUCAAUUUAACAAACACGCCGAGUACCCACCGUUCGCAGAGGAACUUAUAAAGUCCAUUGCUCUUAAUCUAUCGUCACAUUACUUGAAGAAGGUGAAAACUAUAGUCGACAACCUACUCAUCGAAAAGCAGAAGAUGGAGAAGGGCGACAAGGCGAAGAAGAACAAGGGCAAGGGGAAGGCCAAGCUCAAAAUCGAGGGUGACAACACCUUGUUGAGCGAAUACGGUGAUUAUGUAUAUGACGAGUUUAACGAUUUUAUGUAGCGACUUUUCAGACACUCAUACAUUCUAGUCGCCUAAAUACACGCAGAAGAAUCAUUAAUUUGCAGAAAUUUAUACAGAAACUUUAUAUUUGUAUUUUCUGCAUACUGAAUUGUAACCAAACUGUACAACGGUUUAAUCUACAAUCCAUGAUAACGUUUCACACCUAACAAGAGAAAAAGAAAAUAGAAGUGAAAGGUAGCAUUAUAUAACAUUAUCGGCGGAAAUGCUUAAAAAAAAAACAGACACUUUCCAAUGACCGCGUGAUGGGGGAUCGUAUUCGCGCGCAGUUACUACAGAACAGUUGAAGGUUCCACGACUCGCUGUUGAGUUUUAUCGGAUUCUUAUCCGCGCGCCUUUCGUCGGACUUUCAAUUUUUCAUGUUGAUGUCAGUAACGAUUUUAGCUUGGAUAAAAACAUCGAGGGUAUCUCGCGCGACGCACGCGCGAUUCUAACUUAUUGAUUUUGCGUACAUUAACAUUUGGGGAUAGAACAUUUACGCGUCCUUUUGAGUUAUAACCCGUAUCCUAACUUGUUAAAAAAAAAAAAAGAAUAAUGGAAUGAAGAAACUCCCGUCUCUUUACAUAGCUGCGUCGCGUGUCGCAGACUAAAAUCGCGUCAUUAUAUCAUAGUAUAACUAGUAGGUCUACUCCGUCAUUUGUUUCGUUUUGCGUCGAUUCCUUCCGACAUUGUUCUGCGCAGACAAAUGAGAGAAAAGUUGUAUGUGUGGUAGUGUGGCUUUGACGAGUACGUACACACGCACGUCGCUGGAUCCCGUGGUGUAUGGCGGAAUACCGUGAUCGGUACCGCAAAGACCAAAGGGGUCCGGCGAAGAGUGAACCUACUAGUUAUACUACGAUUAUAUUGUGGAAGUUUUAUAUAACACAGCUUAUAUAUUCAUAAUGCAUACACACACAUACACACACGUACUUUUAUUGAAGAUCGAUUAGAAGUUGGUUUUGAAAAGAGUAUAUUCCUAAAUAAAGGUUGAUUAUAAAUUACGCCUCUAUGAUUCUUGCUCAUAGUUUAAUACGAUUGUACAUUCACUGCGGAGAGAAAUAUCUUUUGUAUUUCGUUCCGAACUGCGUUUUCUCCACUUGUAAGUGGAGUAUAUAUCUCUUUCGGCUGUUGAUAUAAAAAAAAAGAGAAGAAAACGAAAGGAGGAAGAUUAUCUAAAUCAGCCUAGAGAAAUCGCGCCCCUGCGCGAUAUGCAUGCGGGAACGGGCGAUACGAGGGAGAGUAUCGCGAGAAUAAAAUGUUCAUUAAUCAUGUAAGAGGAUGCGGCAUUAAAUAUCUGGGCUCUAGAAGAUAUCAGGAGACUAUUUUCCAAGAUUGAGCGAGCCACGCGAGCGGCUUCCUGAGAUCUCUUUCCUCGGGUAUUUACUGCUGCGCGGAAAUUGAUAUUGAUUUAAUAAAUCAUUCAUUUGAGA